Molecule: messenger RNA, 2200 nt
Organism: Monodelphis domestica (gray short-tailed opossum)
Lineage: Eukaryota; Metazoa; Chordata; Mammalia; Didelphimorphia; Didelphidae
Product: selenide, water dikinase 2
Biological process (GO): L-selenocysteine biosynthetic process
Cellular component (GO): cytoplasm
Molecular function (GO): selenide, water dikinase activity; ATP binding
Source: RefSeq, a predicted model, not a curated record
CUGCGCACGCGCAGAGCCCGGGAGGAGGCGGAGAGUGGCUGACCUCGAGCAGGCCGGGCCUCCUGGGAGCCGCUCCUGAUUGGCCGUCGCCGGGGCGGGCCCGGGCCCUAGGGCUCCUCCGGCCCCUCCUUGCGCCAGUGGCUCCGACGCCUUACUGGAGGCGACAGGCGACCGGCGACCGGCGACGUCCGCGCAGGGCACCGGCAGACUGAGCGGGCGCCAUGGCGUCCGUGCCGCCGCGGGCGCCGGCGGCCGAGGGUGCCGGCGCGGCUUCCCCGGGCGCCUACCGGCCCUUCGAGCCGAAGGCGCUGGGGCUGAGCCCGAGCUGGCGCCUGACUGGCUUCUCGGAGCUCAAGGGCUGAGGCUGCAAGGUCCCGCCGGAGGCGCUGCUCACGCUCCUGGCGGGCCUGACGGCGGCCCCGGCGCCCGCGGCCGACAGCGGCAAUGGUGGGCCGGGCGCCGCUUCCCGGGCCCUCGGGAUCGGAAUGGACUCGUGUGUGGUUCCCUUGAGACACGGAGGGCUCUCCCUCGUGCAAACCACAGACUUUUUUUACCCUUUGGUGGAGGACCCUUACAUGAUGGGACGGAUUGCCUGUGCCAACGUGCUCAGUGACCUCUAUGCCAUGGGCAUCACCGAGUGUGAUAACAUGCUCAUGCUCCUCAGCGUCAGCCAGAAGAUGAGCGAGGAGGAACGAGAAAAGAUAAUGCCCCUGAUGGUGAGAGGCUUUCGGGACGCUGCCGAGCAAGGAGGAACCUCGGUGACGGGGGGCCACACUGUGAUAAACCCUUGGCUCAUCAUUGGUGGCGUUGCCACUUCAGUCUGUCAGCCUAAUGAGUUCAUCAUGCCAGACAGUGCAGUCCCAGGGGAUGUGCUCGUGUUGACCAAACCUUUGGGAACCCAAGUUGCCGUCAAUGCCCACCAGUGGCUGGAUGAUCCAGAGAAAUGGAAUAAAAUAAAGCUGGUGGUGUCCAAAGAAGAUGUAGAGUUAGCCUAUCAAGAAGCCAUGUUUAGCAUGGCCAUGCUGAACAGAACUGCUGCGAGAUUAAUGCAUACAUUUAAUGCCCAUGCUGCCACGGAUAUUACUGGCUUUGGAAUCCUUGGCCAUGCUCAGAACCUUGCAAAACAACAGAGGAGUGAAGUGUCCUUUGUCAUUCAUAAUCUGCCCAUUAUUGCCAAGAUGGCGGCUGUCAGUAAGGCAAGUGGGUGUUUUGGGCUUCUCCAAGGAACAUCAGCAGAAACCUCAGGGGGGCUGCUGAUCUGUCUGCCCCGAGAGCAAGCAGCUCGCUUCUGUGCUGAAAUCAAGUCUCCAAAAUAUGGAGAGGGUCAUCAAGCAUGGAUUAUCGGCAUUGUGGAAAAAGGCAACCAGACGGCCCGAAUCAUUGACAAGCCCCGGAUCAUUGAAGUAAUGCCCCGGGGAGCCACUCUUCAUCAAGACAACUCCAACACCAGUCCCGAGCCUGCUUUGUGAAAGGGCCCCACCAGUUUGGACCUCUUAGAUCUUUGGAAGAAAUCGUGGAUGUUCAAAAGAAUGAAGUGACUUGUUUUAGGGAAGGGGAAUUGCCAAAGAAACCUGCUCAAAUGGGGAAAUUACUGCCACACGAGCUAACUUGUUCUUGGACAGUUUCAGAAAACAGCUGCUUUUAGGAGUUCCACACGAAUUCAUCCCCCAUUUGACAUUUUCUCCUUUAGGGCCAGAUCUGGCCCCAGUAUUCCCCUUUCUAGAAACAACACAGGCCCAUCCCCGAAGAGUUUUCUCAUGCCUGGAUUCCCAGAGAGAGUACUUGCUCGAAGAGGCUCCCAUGCGAGAAAUGAGUACUUACUGAAGAUAAGGGACACUGAAAACCACUUAGAUCACUCACAAAGAACGGUGAAAGUAGAACUCUGCUAAACCUGAAACAGCAGCCAUGGGGUACUCCAAAAUGAUUUGUGGGAUUUUGUCCCCAAGAAGCUACCGGCUCUUCCUCAUUCUGGCCAAGAAUUGAGCAGCUUGUUCAGAAGUGAGGAAGUCGGCCCCGUGACCAUCUCGCUGAUCAUAGGCCUUGGCUCUGUUUAUGAUGCUUCUCCCUCUAAACCUCUUUGAGGGCUGGAUGAAGCUGAGCAGAUUCCCAGAGUCCGGGUCUCGGGGUUGCUAGAUUCAUGUAUGAUCUUGGGCUGACAAUUCCUGGUCGUUUAACCAAUAAAAAGACUCAUUUCUCAGUA